AUGGUGCAAUCGCAGACGCUCGCAACGCUCCUUUGCUCGUUGGGAACCGGUGUCUACGUGUACAAGCACGUCUUUGACGCGAAACUGCCAACCUUCAAGCAAAAGGGACCGAUCAAGUUCAAAGCGCCGAUCGCUGUGCGCUUCAACCACUUUAUGGUGUGCCAUCUGACGGGCCGCCUCGGCUCGGGCUCGUUUGCGUCUGUUUAUGCUGCGACGUUUCCGUCCAUUGAAGACACAGAGCUCAUGGACCACGAAGUCGCCAUGAAGAAAGGCAUUGAGUUUUUACCAUGGGAGUUUUACGCGAUCCAGACAAUCCACAAUCGCACCAAACCGUCGCACUGGGCCCUCUUUCCCCGUCUGCACCCGUUUGUGAUUCAAGUCGACCAGCUGCACGUCUACCAGAACGCGACCUUCUUGUGCCUCGAGCGCAGCUACCGGGGCACACUGCACGACCUCGUCAACACGUACGCCAAGCAUGGCAAGGCGGUGCCAGAGAACAUUGCGGUGUUCUACACGCUUCAAAUGCUCCGGUCGAUCCACAUGGUGCAUUCCGCCCACUUUCUCCACGGCGACAUCAAGCCCGACAACUGGGUGCUCCUUCGCGGCAGCGGACUCGCGACAGGCGCGGCGGCGUUCGAGACGUCGGAGCUCAGCCUCAUCGACUUUGGCCGGUCCAUCGAUCUGCGCCUGUACCCAAAGGGCACGUGCUUCAAGGGCGACUGCCACGCCAAAGGCUUCCAGUGCGUCGAGAUGCUCACCAAACGGCCGUGGCGCCACCAAGUCGACGCGUUCGGCGUCGUGGCCACGGCCCACUUUCUGCUCUUUGGUGACUAUAUCGAGCUCCACACCACGUCGCCGUCGACGUGGCGCAUCAAGCGGCAUUGGAAGCGCUACUGGCGCUCCGAUCUCUGGACCACUCUCUUUGAUCGCGUCUUGAACGUCCCGUCGUGCGAUGCGCCGCCCGACCUUUUGGCGCUCGCAACGAUGCUUGAGCGGUACUACACGGAGGACGCGUCCAAGAUCAAGGAGCUCACGCAGCUGCUCCGCGCGCAAGACCGCAUGGUGCCCCGGUCGUCCCUCUGAGAAGUUCGUCGAUCAAGCGAUGGCGAGUGGAAGAAGGGAUUUUCCAUCACGACGCCAUUGGCACACAACAUGAUUUUACGUGUUUAUCCUUGAAGCAAGCCAUGAGCGACGAGUUCGGUGCGGAU
Molecule: messenger RNA, 1208 nt
Organism: Saprolegnia parasitica CBS 223.65
Lineage: Eukaryota; Oomycota; Saprolegniomycetes; Saprolegniales; Saprolegniaceae
Product: BUB protein kinase
Exons: 5
Coding region: 1-1083 (360 amino acids)
Biological process (GO): mitotic spindle assembly checkpoint signaling; meiotic sister chromatid cohesion, centromeric; protein phosphorylation
Molecular function (GO): protein kinase activity; ATP binding
Source: RefSeq, a predicted model, not a curated record